Moneuplotes crassus is the source of this 2208-nucleotide messenger RNA. The record is from the annotation of a GenBank genome assembly. NCBI's taxonomy places the organism in Eukaryota, Ciliophora, Spirotrichea, Euplotida, Euplotidae.
UGUAUAAGAUCAAGCGUAAGUCUGCUGGACAGAUCUAUGCCUUAAGAAGGUCUUGUUGAGGAUACUCUCUAAGAAGGAGAAAGAAAAUGCUUUAAUGAGAUUCGAAUUUCAUAUCUCUUCAACAUUCGAACAUCAUCUCCUACAAGGAGCUCUUUCUCGAAUGGUCACCAGCAACUCUCCUUAUAAGUAUGGGUUUUUAUGAUCGCGAAGAUCUGUAUCAGAAAAUUGUUGAACAGAAGAAAAGGAAAUAAAUUAUUUUCAGAAGCUGACAUUUGGGAAACUUUUAUAUAGAUAGUCAAAGAGCUCAAUGCCCUCUAUAAUAAAUAGAAUUUAGCAUAGAGAGUUAAAGUGAUUUAAGCCUCUCCAAAGCCGCUAAGAAGGGUCUUGUCUAUACUCAGACGGGAACACCUUACUACACAUCGUCCAAGGUAUAGCAAGACGAGCCCUAUGAUUACAGAAGUGAUACUUGGUUUCUAGGGCGAGUUAUUUGUGAAGUGAUUACAUUGAGACUGCCUUUUACUGUUACUUCGAAGCAGGAGCUAGCAAGUAAAGCCAAGAAGAGCAGCCAUGCGAAAAUUCCUAGCUUAUUCUCAAGAGCCGUGGGGCUACGGUAGCUACAUUACUUAAAGUUUCACCCCUCAUGAGGCCAAGCUGAGAACGAAUCUUGCAUAUAUAAGCAGUAAAAGAGCAUCUUACAGAUGAAGAGAUCAAAGAUAUCAGAAUUGACUUGCUAAAUACUAUUAAAGUAUAAAAUAUGAGCUUACUGUAACAGAAACUUCCUGCUAGUCAAUUUGAAAAUGAAAAGUUAGCGAAAAUAAUUAUGAAGAUGAUUUUGAAAGUAUUCCUUCCAAUGGAGAAAAGAAAAGGGACCAUUCAGAUCCUAUCGGAUCCGAAGCCAUCGCAAGGCCACCAAAACUUGAUAAGACUGAAAGAGCCAGAAGAAAGCUUAAAGGUCAUCCUCUUACUGUUACUUUGCAUAGAGUUAUCCCUCCGAUGACUUAGUCAAACAAAGCUCAGGAAUUUGAUGACUCGAAGAUCUGUAAAUCAAAAGCUACUUCAAGAUAGAAUCAAAAUAGGAAGAGUAGCAAGAGCAAGAGAAUUAUUGAAGAAAGCCUGAAAAGAAUAGAGCAACCCAAAGGCUGUAGAAGCACAGCUACUUCAACUAAUUCAAACGCCUUUGACUAACCUUUAUAACAAUAGAUAUCGCAUGUACUCCAAAGAUGGCAAGGGAUCGAAGAAAGUGUCAGAGAUCUAUAGAAUAAGGACAAAAGAUAUUGAAAAUCAAGACAACAGAAUGAAUAAUGAGCAACUAAAUAAGUAUCAAGAUCAAUUUUAUGUCAAUAAUAAAUAUAUCGGCAGAGGUUAUGCAUCUAAGAAAUAAUGAAGGAAAGCCAUCUAACAUAGCAUGCAAUUAUUGAUCCAACCCAGAGUCUUUCUGAGCUUAACCAAAUUGCUGGAUAGAAGCUUAUUGACUCUCAUAGAAAGGUAUUUUUGGAUCGAGAGUAUUGUGAUGUUCAACGAAGUAUAACAAAAUCCUUGCUAAAAUGACCCUCAGCUUAUUCUCCAAUCUCAUUUUCCAGAAUGCUGACAAAUUCGGUGAGCUAUAAGUGUUUAGAUCAGAGUUAUAAGUUAGGCUACUGGAGCUUAUUUUAGAUUAUCAGAGUCUAUUUCAGUGAUGAAAUUGUGGAUAACAUCUAGAGAAAUAAAUUUCUCCUCUUAGUGAGAACUAUAAGGGUAUAAACAACAAGAUAUAUCUCCAGAACAAUCUUGAUGAGGAGACUCAGCAGCCAAGACCUCAGUAUAGCCUAAUUGGAAAGACAGGUGCAAGAGGAAGCUCCUCUAUCACUCCACAUUCUAAUAGCAACCAUUGGCUAAUCUCUUUGAGGUUCAAGGAGGAUAAUAAGAACUCUGAAGUUUCUUGUAAGCUAAGGGAUCACUCUCUGCGAAGGUUUAAAUAAGUAUUCACCAGAAAGCUUGCGUAGGAGUCAGCGUGGGCUGAACGGAUUCAGGAAUAGUCUGUCAAGGAAGUAUGUCCCAACAAUAAUACUACUAGGAAGCAGCCAUUAGCCCCUAUGCACCCACUCCCAAAUUCUCUGAGCCGCGGAAGAGUUGAGCUUUGCUCUGCAAAGAAGAAGUUCUGAAUGAAUUAUAGGUCAUCAGUACAGGAUAAAGUCAAGCUCUAAAAAGGUCCCUACUUGGUGAGGCUUG